Pisolithus orientalis is the source of this 1624-nucleotide messenger RNA. Its product is annotated as peptidase C1B bleomycin hydrolase. Lineage: Eukaryota; Fungi; Basidiomycota; Agaricomycetes; Boletales; Pisolithaceae. The transcript is spliced from 9 exons. The coding region runs from base 1 to 1521 and encodes 506 amino acids. The record is from RefSeq and is a predicted model, not a curated record. Gene Ontology annotation, cellular component: cytoplasm. Gene Ontology annotation, molecular function: cysteine-type aminopeptidase activity. Gene Ontology annotation, biological process: L-homocysteine catabolic process; response to toxic substance; proteolysis.
AUGGGUGGAAUCGUGUCUAAAGCCGCCAACCAGCAGCCAACCAAGUCGUCACUCGAGCGCGAGAGGCAGUCAACUGACGAGAAGGCCCGACGUGCCUCGGGGAGUGCUCACUACACUGACGUGUCCCUCCCUAAAUCGUCCGAUGGCUCCGUCUCCCUUUCUAACGUCGAGGCUUGGGAGUUGACUGCUUCAGCAGACCCCAAGAUCCAACUCGCUCGUACUGUCCUCGCACAUUCCAACAUCAAGACAGCAUUGACGUCCCGUGAAACGCAGAUUGCGGUCCCUCAUGUGUUUAACCAUGAGGUGGAGUUCCAUACCGGGCCCGUUACCAACCAGAAAUCGAGUGGUCGUUGCUGGCUGUUUGCAACGACCAAUGUUAUUAGGUACGAGGUCAUGAAGAAACUCAAGCUCAAGGACUUCCAGUGUUCACAAUCCUAUCUGUUUUUCUGGGAUAAGCUUAACAAGUCCAACUACUACCUUGAGCUGUCUAUCGAAAACGCGCACCUUCCAGUGGAUGACCGUCUCGUUAAUUUCCUAGCAGACGACCUCAUUAGUGAUGGCGGUCAAUGGGACAUGGUAGUCAACCUCCUCGAGACGUACGGUCUCGUGCCGCUGCCUAUGUACCCGGAGUCAUUUCACUCUAGUGCUUCUGGUUCAUUGAACAACCUUCUUAAGUUGAAGUUGCGUGAACAUGCACUUACGCUUCGUGAUUUGUCUGCUACGCUCCGGGCCAACUCCUCGUUGACCUCUGAACAAGUCACUGCGAUACUGCGUGCUAAGAAGGAGCAACUUAUGCAGGAGGUUUACACCAUUAUGACCGCCACUCUCGGUGUUCCUCCUAAGCCGGACGUUUCGUUCACGUGGGAGUACUACAACGAGGACGGCAAGUACUCCAAGUGGGAAGGUACUCCACUUGAGUUCUACAAGGCGUUCGCCACCAGAUAUACGCCUUCUGAAUGCUUCUCGCUCAUCGAUGAUCCCAGGAAUGAGUACAACAAGCUUUACACCGUAGAUAAGCUUGGCAACGUCUGGGGUGGACGUCGGGUUCUAUACGUGAACACUGGAUCCACGGAGCUCAAGGCAGCUGUCGUUCGAUCCAUCAAAGCAGGGCAGCCUGUGUUCUUUGGUUGCGAUGUCAACCAGUUCUCGGAUUCUUCCAAGGACGUCGGCAUAAUGGACCUCGACUACCAUCAGUACCAGCAAGCGUUCAACAUCCAGUUGAACCUAACCAAAGCUCAACGUCUGCAGACCAACGAGUCAGCGAUGACACACGCCAUGGUCAUCUCGGGUGUCCACGUCGAUGAGAAGACUGGUUGUCCUAUUCGCUUCAAGGUUGAGAAUUCGUGGGGUGAUGAAAGUGGGCACAAAGGGUAUAUGGUCAUGAGCGACAAGUGGUUCGACGAGUUUGUAUACCAGGUUGUCGUACAUAAAUCGUUAGCGCCGAAAGAGCUCGUCAAGAUAUUUGAAGCGGGUGAGCCGUCGGUUUUGCCUGCUUGGGAUCCUAUGGGUGCACUGGCAUAAUUCCCCCAUCCUUUGUACUUUUCCCCUCGAUCAUGAUGCAAUGAUAUAUCUAUGACUUAAGUACACUGUCCUCGGUGAGAUCACGAGUAAGCUCAAAGAUCCA